This is a messenger RNA of Spirometra erinaceieuropaei, 4622 nucleotides long. The record is from the annotation of a GenBank genome assembly. NCBI's taxonomy places the organism in Eukaryota, Metazoa, Platyhelminthes, Cestoda, Diphyllobothriidea, Diphyllobothriidae.
AUGACAAAGUUGUUGGAGAAAAACAUGAUAAGCAGGCACGUUUUCAGUUAGGAUUUUGAUGUGCACGUUUAGGGCCAUCAAAGCCAAGAGAAAAGUCCCUAAUAAACGUAAAGAAGCGGAAAAACGGAAGGUGAAAACAACAAAAGCCACCGAUUCUAAAACUUCAAAAAAUGACAAGUCCCAGGUUUGUUACACUUGCAUUAUUUUCUCUGACAAUUAUAUCUCCUUGAAAUUGGCUGGUCUAAUUAUCUGUAGUAAGUCUCGUUUGUUUGUUACCUAAGUUAGCAUUCAGGGUGGAGAACGUCAUCCUACUCACACAGUUCGCAGAUAGGGACUAUGUUCCUUAUAGGCCUACCCUACUUGUCCGUGGCGUGCAAUUGCUGAGAAAAUCUUAGGCUACCAACAUUUUUUCCCAAAAUAUGUAUGCUGGAGUGUCCUUUAACGCCUUUAGCAUUCGAGACACUGUUUGUGAAUGAAUGAAUGUAUAAGCAACUUUCUAACUUCGAGCACUGGCGAAAUCCUACCCGUCGACCAACCGUAAGACCAUUCCGCAGACCAUAAGGUUCAUGGCGUUUUCGUCCAAAUACUCUCGUCAAGUGUUAAAAAGUAGGCGAAUUCUGGAUUUCGUCCUAACGACGACGGUUUGCAUGGUAAGAUGGAUCCCAUUUGCGGUUUUUUCUACGGACCAGUCAAGCCUUUUUCGUCUACGUCGAGUUGACAUCCUUUAAAGGUCGUGUGCAAAGUCUCUUAACCAUCGCUUAUUUUGCGUGCUGGCCGGAAACAUUAUUUGUCUUUUAGGGCCUAAGAAAGGUUGCUCAGAUGCAUUUUCACAACGGCAGAAUGAAAAUACAAGUGCCGUCGCAUGUUUCCCUGAGAAUUAAUACUAGCGACCAGGGAAAAAAUUGUUCUCCAUUCACCUGACAACUUUUUUGUCUCUUUUUGUUUACUCUGUCUGCCGAUAAGCAAUACACCAAUUCCCCUGUCAUACGAUCAAAUGGAAUGAAAUUUCUGAUUUGAGAAGCUGAUAGACAUCUCUGUGCUGUCAUGAAGUUGUCCACGUGCAUUUAUACCCUUUUAACUUCUGUCACCCCUUGGCUCUAACCGCAGGUCACGUCAGCUUUGUCUUCCUCGGUGUAUUUUUUGCAUUUUUAAGACAGCUUUCAGAUGACAGCUAGUCUCCUCCUCGUUGCUAAAUGACCAAUUUUCCCCUCGUCGAGAACCAGAGUCACAUUAGGAUUGCAUCUGCCUUUUGACGUACAGCAGAUGCAGUAACUCAUGAAAUGUUAUGAGGGUCCGCCCACGCCGCGUUCAACAAAUUUUUACAGUAGUAAACAAACGACCGUUCUUAAAAAGAAGACGUAUUUGGGUUUAUAAAUUAGAGUUGAUAAGCAUGAGAAUAAUACAUUUUAAUUGAAAACCAAAAUUACGGAAAAUGGCUGCAUUACAAGUAACUCAAGUAAGGCUAACUAUAAGGGUGCAUAGGGAAGGGAGGAUUCGCAUGAAAAGCGAAAAAUAAUAACAAAUGCAGUAAAUAAUUUUUUCUUGACAGCCCAUUUUCAUUUACCACAGCAGAAAGUCCAUCACACAUUGAAAUAGCCAGGUUGUCUAUGAUGAUUGUUCAGUGUGAUUAUCUAGCACAAAUGCAGGCUUUUCUUUGCCUUGCGCCGCUUUCUUUUGAUAAGGGUGUAUUUUUGAUAGGAUUAAGAUCCGGGCCGUAGGCAGGCAUAAAAUUGAACGGAUGCCACAUGCGGAAAGACAGGAUGUUGUCUAAAAAAGUUAGAUUACAGUUGCAUGGGUUGCCGAAUUCAUACCUUUUUAGAACGAUAGACGGGAGCAUUACGUAUGAAAUUAUAGUAUCCAUUCGGUGUCGGUUGAUAUCGUUUUAGCUGAAGACCUCCCUUGCAAUACCGACAAGCACCUUGAUGUUGAUGAUGUCCGUAGUCGACUGACAAGCUGACCGCUCUCUGAGUUUGAUGGCCAUCCACAUCAUCAGCUGUCGACAUUUCCUGGAGUUUGCCGUCGGCGCAGUGGGUUUACUGGAAAGCUCAUAUUUAAAACUAAGACCUUAUCUCAGAAGUAAGUGGUCUCCCGGAAUGAGUGCCUCUGACCAAUGUAUUUCUUAGCAAAUGGCAAACGUUCUCUAAUAAGUUUCCUACGUAUCUGCAUCCCUUUCCUGAUUAUGUUCAUAGCGAACAUAAACAGAUGUUCCUCGUCAGUGGUCUGAAUGGGCAUGUAGUGAUGCCUUUUCGGUGUAUGAUGAAUAAAAUCGCCGUCUUGCUUUUUAUGAGCCGUUUUGGUUUGCUCCGCCUAUUUCUGGCAACACUUCUGCGGCAAAUAUCCGUAUACGUUCACAGUCGACUACAGAUAAAAACUGUCUGAACUUAUUUAUGGCACGAGAAAAGUGACAGCAUGUCGUAAGUGCUCAAUAUCUGUUUUCUUACGUCUAGUGAUUAUCGGUGUGGUAAAACGAACGGCGAUCAAAGGAGUUUAUCACCAAGUUUUGUGUCACAAAACGUCACAGAUUUGCAAAGCAAAAUUUUUAAAACCGGAUUAGCCCCUCUUUUCUGAAAAAAGUGCAAUUUCUUAUAUCUGCCUUCAUCUGAUUCUCAUGGGCACGAAGUCCAAUUGUCCGCUUCUAGAGGGGAUUUAUUUGGACUUGAGGUUUUGGCCUGUGGAUUUCACUAUCGAAGGAAAUUGCCUGGAUAUCGAAAAAAGGUCGGAUUUCGCCCAAAUCGGGCAUAAAUAACAACAAAUGUAUGACAUAAUACCCAUUCGAAUUUCUAUCACGACAUUUUAUGAGUUAGGCUAUCUACUCUAGGCGUCUGCUAGCUGCGAUUUGACGGCUUACUUCCACAACCUUUUGUGGAAGUUAGCUGUUGCACAAGCGAGCUCCUGUGUAGGACGUAUAAGCAGUCGCUGACGAAAAGAGGCUGUGUCACGAGGGCACGAGCCGAAUCUUUUUUGUAUCCGAAAGCUGUGUCUAAUCUUCGAAAUGAAUUGGCCUGGCCAUCAGAGGUAUUCAGACUGCGUCGACUACGUUAUUAUGAUACGGCAUCCUGGUGGCAGAAGCAAUUUACUCAGCCACUGAAACUAACUGGGUCGAUGAUAACCUCGUUUGAGGGUGGUGUGACGUCAGGGUAUAAGUAUGGCUCUCGUCUACUAUCCCUUUUUGCAUAUCAGUUACUAAAUAGCAAAGCUUGCGGGCAAACUAGUUGGUAGAGAUCACCUGCCUAAAUUAACCUCCCAGCAUGGUUCGACAGUAUUUGCUAAUCGACCACACAGCAUUCUGACUUGACCUACACACAGACUGGAGUGGUACCUAUUCUUCCAAAUGUAUUUACUAGAAGUUCUCUUGACUUCGCAUUGAAAGUCGCCGCUAUCAUCCCUAUCAAUUGGUUCUGCGUACCCCGCAUUGCGCCAUCAAAACAGAAUUAUUGUGGAAUCAACACUUCUUCCUUGAGCGAACCUGUAAACACUGCUGCUCUUAUCCUUUGUUGUUUUUGUUGAUUUUCCCACCAAUAUGUGCUCUGUCGCACUCCCUGUGAUCGGCCGUGGUUUGCCAACCAUGGCAUAGCAGAUGCUUAAGUACUGUGAGACAUACCCAUAAUCUGCUGUUUGCCCCGCUCGUGUGCCAACUGGAUGGAAUUUGCCCGCGAUUCGCCUUUCCAAAGACUGGAAUGGGCGGUGCUCAUUUACGAUGCGAUUAACUGGCAGCACAGGACCUGCUGCAUCAGGUGCGAUGCUGGUCUUUGCUCGUACAAGUGCAGUAUUCUCUGUUUAUAUUUCAAUACAUGUCCUGGUAAGGGUACCUUAGAUUCCCUUGUUGCACAGCCAUCGACAAGGACGUCAACUCCGCAUAUUCUUCAAUUGCUAGACUCUAUCUAAAGGAUUCAAAUACCAUUGUGUUUUCCCGUCCCCAAAUUUUUCAUCCACAGAAUGACGGUGGUGAACACGACUCUGAAACGGACAAAGUUGAGUCAAAAUCCCCCCCGGGCGAAUCCUCCACUGAGAAGUCGGAGGCUAAAUCGAAAAAGUCCUCCGGUGAUUCUUUCGGCUUCCCCUUCUUCUCAACCCCUGCUCAAAAACCCAUCCGUCUGGAGUAUACGGAAGCUCAAGUGUUCACCCUUGAUGACCCCGAGACUGUCUACGUGUGGAUUCACGAACCACCACCUAGCCUCAAGACAUGGCUCCUCGGUGCAGCUCUCAUUCUCGGCAUCAUUUUGUGUUGCUUCUUCCCCAUCUGGCCCUGGCAGCUGCGUCAGGGUGCCUACUACUUGACUGUGCUGGUUCUCCUCCUUCUCGGUCUCCUCUUCGUCACAGCUCUCAUCCGUCUCUUUCUCUACGUCUCCGUUUUCCUUCUUAGUCUCGGCCGGCGACAGUUCUGGCUUUUUCCCAACUUCUUUGCGGAUUGCGGCUUCUUUGAGUCCUUCCGGCCGUUUUAUAGCUUUGAGAAGACUGCCGCUGUUACGGCUGCUAGCAGUCCGGUUAAGUCGACUAAAAAGGAGGGCAAAAGGUCCUCAAAGAAGGUUGCCCCCUCAGUGGAAUCACCCCCUCCGGCUUCUGUGGAACUAAAACCCGCCGAGGGGGAUUCAGAAAAGGCCUCUCAUGGGAAGCAGGACUGA